AUGCAACUGUUGGAAGCUUAAAGAGAAUUCGAUGAUAUGACAAAGGAGAUCAUGUUAAGGAGAAAGAAGUUGAUGUAGCAAUUUGAAAAAGGGAAAAAGAAAGUGCCAGAGAAGACUGAUGCAUCGAAAGCAGAGAAGUUUAAGAAUAUGGAUGAGCAUUCCAUUCCGUUAACAGAGUUAGAAAAAAGGUUGGAAACAUCAGUCAAAAAUGGGUUGAGCAAGAGCCAGAUUGAUGCAAAAUUGCAACUGCAUGGAAAGAAUGUUCUCUCCUCAAGAGAAAAAACUCCAUGGUAUAUGAAAUUACUUCAUGAAUUAACAAAUGUAUUUGCUUUGUUAAUUUGGGCUGGUGCCUUACUGUGCUUCAUCGCUUAUGGUCUUUCACCAGAUGACCCUUCAAAUCUUUACUUAGGAAUAGUUUUAAUUGUAGUUGUUGUUGUUACCGCAGUAAUCACUUUCUUCUAGAAUCAGAAGUCAGAAGCCAUUAUGGAAGCCUUCAAGAAUUUCAUACCUCCAGAAACUUUAGUAAUCCGAGAUGGCGAAUAACAAAAGCUCUAAGCAACAGAAUUAGUGCCGGGAGAUGUUGUCGUGGUUGAAUUUGGAAAACGUAUUCCUGCUGAUAUCAGAGUAAUUGAGAGCAACGAAAUGAAGGUCGACAAUUCUAGUUUAACUGGAGAAUCUAUGUUACUCUUAAGAACACCUGAAUGCUCUCAUCCACAGAAUCCAUUGGAAACUAAAAAUUUAGCUUUCUUUGGAACAUUAUGCAAAGAAGGUAACGGUAAAGGGAUUGUAUUAUUUACAGGGGAUAAGACAGUUAUCGGAUAAAUUGCAGGAUUGGUAGAAAGCUCUGAAAGUGAUGAGACUCCAUUAAAAAAAGAGUUGAAUGCCUUUAUUACCUAUAUUGCAUACAUCGCCAUUUCUAUAGGAGUAGUAUUCUUUGUGCUUGGAUUUGCAGUCGGAUAUCCUGCCGUUACUAAUCUCAUAUUUGCUAUCGGUAUCAUAGUUGCAAAUGUUCCAGAGGGUCUUUUGGCCACCGUUGUCGUUGCCUUGACAUUAACAGCAAAGAAGUUGGCAGGAUUGAAGGUCUUGGUAAAAAAUUUAGAAGGUGUCGAAACUUUGGGUUCUACAUCUUGUGUUUGUUCCGAUAAAACAGGCACAUUAACUUAGAACAAGAUGACUGUUGAGAAUAUAUGGUACAAUGGUAAGAAGUUGAGAGGACAUAGUAGAGAGAAAAUGGGUCCAGAUUUUAAAUACGAAUAUGAUCUCAAAGACCCUGGAUUUUAGCUGCUUCAUGAAACAGCUAUCAUCUGUUCUGAGGCCGUCUUUGAUAGCAGUUUACCAUAGGAAUAGCAAAUUAAAAUACAAAAUUUGAUUGGAUUAACCUAAGAAUAAAAGGAUGUUAAAAUGGAAGAAGCUAAGGCAAAAUGGAAAGCAGCAUAUGACAAAUUGCCGUGUUAAGAAAAGCCAACAGUAGGAGAUGCCUCUGAAACAGCUCUCAUUAAAUUCUUCCAGCCUAUUAAGGAUAUUCUCCAAACUAGAAAUUCAAGGAAUGUGGCUAGAGAUCAUAAUAUGAAAUAAGCAAGAAAGCCUUUUAACUCAACCAAUAAAUAUGCUUUUAUAAUAGUCGAAUAUGAAACCGAGAAUUCACAUUACUGUUUGUUAACAAAAGGAGCUCCUGAAAGGAUUUGGGGAUUAUGUGAUACAGUAUAUAAUAAUGGAAAAGUUGAGGUGAAGGAUGACAAAUGGGAGAAAGGUUUUGAUUAAGUGAAUGCCCAAUUUGGUAAAUAGGGUGAAAGAGUGUUGGGCUUUGCUAGACUUCACUUACCUAAAGAAUAAUUCCCAUUAGGAUAUCAUUUCAACUUAGAUAAAAUGAAUUUCCCAUUUAGUAAGUAAGUGUUUGUUGGAUUGAUUUCUUUGAUUGAUCCACCUAAAGAUAAUGUGCCACAUGCUGUUUAGAAGUGUAAAUCAGCUGGUAUUUAAGUAAUUAUGGUUACUGGAGAUUAGCCAGUUACAGCAGCUGCCAUAGCUAGACAAUGCAAUAUCAUCACAGAGAAAACAGUAAAUGAAAUAAUGGAAGAAAAGAACAUCUCCUUUGAAGAAGCAUUUCAUUAAUCAAAUGCAUUGGUAAUUCAUGGAGAUAGACUAACUAAAAUGGCAAUUGAUGAUGAAGGAUUACCAGAAGAUGAGAAAGGCAGAUAACUCUAAGAAUGGUUAAGUAAACCCCAAUUAGUGUUUGCUAGAACCAGUCCUGCAUAAAAAUUAAUUAUUGUCGCUGGUUGUCAAAGAAGAGGCCAUAUCGUAGCAGUUACAGGAGAUGGUGUCAAUGACAGUCCUGCAAUCAAGAAAGCAGACAUUGGAAUUGCCAUGGGUAUUACAGGAUCUGAUGUUGCUAAAGAUGCUGCUGAUAUGAUUUUAUUGAAUGAUGAUUUCUCUAGUAUUGUUGUUGGUAUUGAAGAAGGAAGAAAGAUAUUUGAUAACUUCAAAAAGUGCAUUGUUUAUUGUUUGACAUCCAAUAUUGCCGAAUUGGUUCCAUUUUUAGGAUUUAUCAUUUUCAGAUUGCCUUUGCCAUUAACUACUGUGCUGGUCUUGUGCAUAGAAGUAGGUACUGAUGUCUUUCCAUCCAUGGUGUUUGUCUUUGAAGAUGCUGAUCUGGAUGUUAUGACAAGAAGGCCAAGAACUAAGAAUGAACAUUUAGUGGGUGGACAACUGUUGUGGUUCGCCUAUACUUAAAAUGGUAUAUUGGAAACCUUCUGUGGAUUCUUCUAAUGGUAUGUGACACUUAAUGACUUUGGGUUUACUCCUACUACUCUCUAUUUCAUCUCAAAUAAGUAAGGAGUACUACCUAAAGCGGAUGAUAUCUACGAUCCAAACGAUCCCUGGUUUGGUAAUUCCAAUCUUAAGGAGAAUUACAAGGAUGGCACAUGCACUGGAACAGAUUUGGAUGGAUAUGAAGAUAUUGAUUGGGUUUAUGCUAAUCAUGGUAAAUAUGAUCUCAGAAUGGCUUAUCUUAAAUGUGAAGAUGGUAAAAUUGUAACUAACAUCGAAUUUGGGGAUUGUCAUGUUGAUUUGGUAUCUCCAGUCACUAAGAAGCCUUAUUGUUAUCAUACAGAAGCUUCAAGCUAUGCAUAAACUUCAUUCUUCUUUGCAGUUGUUGCCGGUCAAAUAUGCAACUAUCAAGCCUUGAGACAACUGAAAAGUGCUGGCUUCUUCACAGGAUUCCACAAUUACUUCAUGAUCUUAGCCUAUUUUGUCGAAUUCUUAUUGACUUGGAGUUUGGCAUAUCUAGAAGCAUUCAAUACUGUCUUUGGAACAAGGGACAUCAUAUUUAUACAUUAUGGUAUUUGUGCCUUACCUUACGGAAUGGUGAUGAUUAUUUGGAAUGAAGGAAGGAAAUUCUGUAUUCGUCACUUCAAAUCAAAAACAGCCUUGCCAAGUUGGUGGGAUAGAUGCGUAGUAUAUUGA
Molecule: messenger RNA, 3459 nt
Organism: Paramecium tetraurelia
Lineage: Eukaryota; Ciliophora; Oligohymenophorea; Peniculida; Parameciidae
Exons: 7
Biological process (GO): proton transmembrane transport; potassium ion import across plasma membrane; intracellular sodium ion homeostasis
Cellular component (GO): membrane
Molecular function (GO): P-type sodium:potassium-exchanging transporter activity; ATP binding; ATP hydrolysis activity
Source: RefSeq, a predicted model, not a curated record